AUGGGACUCUUGGAAGACGAUUCUCACUGGGAAAAUACAUUAUCAGAAGCAGCUAUUUGCAGUUCCGCUACAUCAUUAAGAUAUUUAUUUGCCAUCAUAGUUGCGUUUUGUCAAGUAACUGAUUCUGUUAGUCUAUGGAAUAAAUUUAGAGAAAAUAUGGCCAGUGAUAUUCUGAUUCGGCAACGGCGAGAAUUAGUUUCAGAUGAUUUACAAUAUGACCAAAACAUAUUUGAUGAAGCAUUAUUUGAAUUGAACAAAGUAGUGCAACUACUGACGAGUAAAUCGAUCAAUGAUUUUGGACUGCCGAUGCCAGCUAAUAUUAACUCAGAUUUAACGAAUAAUGCCGAAUACACAAGAGAAACAUCAUACGAUCAAUCGAAACUUUUACAAAAUAUAGCCCAAGAUGAGCCACGAUUGAACAUCGAUCAGAAAAAAGUAUUUACUACAUUACUAUCAUCAAUUGAUAACAAUGAAGGAAAAAUAUUUUUUCUUGAUGCCCCAGGAGGUACAGGUAAAACAUUUUUAAUUAAUUUGCUUUUAACAAAAGUCAGAUCCACCGGAAAAAUUGCAUUAGCUGUCGCGUCAUCCGGCAUUGCUGCUACGCUUUUAGAAGGAGGCCGAACUGCACACUCUACAUUCAAGCUCCCGCUGAAAAUCGCUACCGAUGAUAAUAAAAGCGUCUGUAGUAUUUCUAAACAGAGCAAUACAGGAAAAUUGAUCCGUGACUGCUCAUUAAUAGUCUGGGAUGAAGCCACCAUGUCAAACAAGACAUCUGUGGAAGCACUGGAUAGGACAAUGCGCGAUUUGCGCAGUAAAAAUGCACCUAUGGGUGGAUGUACAAUUCUGUUCUCUGGAGACUUUCGUCAAAUCCUACCGGUUGUCCCUAGAGGAACACGUGCGGACGAAAUAAAUGCUUCCCUAAAAAGAUCCAACCUUUGGCCAUACGUUAAUAAGUUAGAGCUUAAAACUAACAUGAGGCUUUCAUUAUCUUCACGUGAGAACAGGCUUUUUUCAGAGAUGCUGCUAAAAGUUGGCAAUGGAAAGUUAACUCAAAGUGAUGGAAGGAUUAACCUAGAUAACCUUUGUGUUUUGAUAGACAACAUCCAAGAUUUGGUCAACAAUGUCUAUCCUGACAUUCAUAACAUAAGUUGUAAGACUCUAUCUUGGUUCAAAGAAAGAGCCAUCCUGUCACCAACCAACGAACAAGUAGAUAAGGCAAACAACUUGAUUCUUGCAAAAAUUGAUACGCAGACGCAAAUAUACUACUCGGUCGAUACUGUUCUCGACUCGGAAGAAGCUGUACAUUUUCCUACAGAAUUUCUUAAUUCUUUGAACCCUUCUGGACUCCCUCCUCAUAAAAUGGAAUUGAAAGUAGGUUGUCCUGUAAUUUUAUUAAGAAAUCUGAAUCCUCCUAAGCUCUGCAAUGGCACACGUUUGCUGGUAAAAUCACUAAAAAAAUUCAUAAUAGAGUGCACAAUACUCACCGGAUGUGGUACCGGAGAAGAUGUACUAAUUCCCCGAAUUCCUCUGAUACCAUCAGAUUUACCGUUCCAAUUUAAACGCCUACAAUUUCCGGUAAAGAUAUCUUUUGCAAUGACCAUUAAUAAAUCGCAGGGUCAAACUUUUAACGUUGCAGGAUUAGACUUGAGUGUUGAGUGUUUUUCACAUGGCCAAUUAUAUGUCGCGCUGUCAAGAGUAACGUCUAAGCAAAACAUGUUUGUAUUGGCUAAUGACAAAAAAGCUGUGAACGUUGUGUAUAAGGACAUUCUGUAG
Stomoxys calcitrans (stable fly) is the source of this 1773-nucleotide messenger RNA. RefSeq names its product ATP-dependent DNA helicase pif1-like. The record is from RefSeq and is a predicted model, not a curated record. The transcript has a single exon. The coding region runs from base 1 to 1773 and encodes 590 amino acids. Gene Ontology annotation, biological process: telomere maintenance; DNA repair. Lineage: Eukaryota; Metazoa; Arthropoda; Insecta; Diptera; Muscidae. Gene Ontology annotation, molecular function: DNA helicase activity.